AUGGGUGGCAGAGCCAGAAGUAGACCUAGUGGUGGGGAGACCCCAGAAAACCACAGAGAUGUUGUUCUUCAAGAAAACUUGAGAAAUGAAACAAAAAACUUAUUUAGUCACGUUGUUUCCGUCAAACACGAACAAGAACCCACUACUCCUGAAGUCCCACCCCAGUCAGAUGACUUGGAUAUUAAAAGUCAUUUCAUUUUUGCUAAGCAAAACCCUGAUGGAGAAUUUCAUUUGGAAAUGGAUCCACUCAAGCACUAUGACGUCUUAGAGUUACCGGAAACGGUCAAAUCUCAGAUGAAAGGUGUAUACAAUGAGUGUUUGAAGUUGCUCUUACAGUUACCAAUAGACAGAGUCACUAUGAUCAGUAGGUCAGUGAGACAAGUCGUUGAUGGUGUAAUGGAUAAUGAAUUAGCCAAGAGCUAUCAUAAACCUCCAUAUACCAAAUUGAUCAACCACAUUUUGGAUAGAAAUAUCACUGUUAAGAAGGAACAUUUCCUUUACCCCGAAUACACCUUUCACACAGUGAGGGUAGGGGCCAUGGAUUCUUUGAAUCUUGUGGAAAAAGUGUACUUUUUAAAAGAAAUGGAUUUCACCAUUUGCCAAAGGUUAAGCCAAAUCAAAGAUUUUACUGACCGAUUUGGUUUCUGCAAUAGUUUAGAAGCUAUUAUCAGGAAAAUGCCUCCUGUGUCUUCGUCGAGCGAUUCGGAAGAAAUUGGUGAUGCCUUAAGUCAACUUUUGAAAGGUUUAUUAAACAAUAAGACCAAUAAAGAAUGUUUUGAUGCUUGUGUUGCUUUGGUUACCCUGAAUACUGACGCUGCACGUUUUAUAAAAAGGUUGGACAAUUCUGGUGCCUUUAUCUUAUGGUUUGUAUUGAUUGGGUCAAAAGGACCCAAUGUAAGAGUCAUCAACAGGGUAUUGACCCACCAUUUUGGCCAAUAUAAAAAAGGUAUCAAAGUCACCUUAGAUAAAGUCAUGAACGACUUUUUCUCUAGUGAAGACAUUUUGACGUCAAUCAAACCAAUUAAGGUAACCAGUAAAGAACAACUUAAGAGAGCUGAUGAAAAACCAAAAACUGUCAAGACUAAAAAGGCAUUCCAAAAACGUGGACGAAACCAAAACGACCAAGGCAAGGGAAACUUUGUUAAGAAAGCUAAAGGUGCUGAUUCCAACUUUUAUGAUUCGCGUAUUGUUGACAUUACAGCUAAUGCUAAUUAUUGA
Molecule: messenger RNA, 1218 nt
Organism: Candida dubliniensis CD36
Lineage: Eukaryota; Fungi; Ascomycota; Pichiomycetes; Serinales; Debaryomycetaceae
Product: putative transposon protein
Exons: 1
Coding region: 1-1218 (405 amino acids)
Source: RefSeq, a predicted model, not a curated record